Messenger RNA from Camellia sinensis, 962 nucleotides. Its product is annotated as protein PLANT CADMIUM RESISTANCE 2. Lineage: Eukaryota; Viridiplantae; Streptophyta; Magnoliopsida; Ericales; Theaceae. The record is from RefSeq and is a predicted model, not a curated record.
UGUAUAAAUUUCCAGCCUGCCAAAUCCCAAUUAUCAACUUUCCAAAAUAUCCCUCUUUAUCUCUUUGACAUCCUGUUCCUGUUCUCAAUUCACAACUCCAUUACUCAACUAUAUGUACUCCUCAAACACAGCUGCCGAUCAGAGAUAUGUGCAUCCUCCACCGCAGGCGCCACCACCACCACCAAGUGGGAACCAGCAGCCGCCAACUCAACCUCUACUACCCAAAACUAAUGGUGCUUGGUCUACCGACCUCUUCGACUGCUUCGAUGACAUCCCUAAUUGCUGCAUAACGUGCUGGUGUCCCUGGAUUACUUUCGGGCAGAUUGCGGAGAUUGCAGACGAAGGAUCACCCUCAUGUGAAGCAAGUGUAGUUAUGUACGCACUAACAGCGGCCUUGACAGGCUAUCCAUGCAUCUACUCUUGCCGUUAUCGUUCCAAAAUAAGGCAACAAUAUAUGUUCAAUAAUGCUAGCAUCACGUUGCAAGAAACUCCUUGCGAUGAUGGCUUGGUUCAUUGCUUCUGCGAGCCUUGUGCCUUGUGUCAAGAGUACCGCGAGCUCAAAAACCGCGGAUUCGACAUGUGCCUUGGAUGGAAAGGGAAUGUGGAGAAACAGAAUCGUCAAAUAGCGACGGCACCAACGGUUGAAGUAGGGAUGACUCGAUCGUCUUAGAUCAGUCAACAACGAAGCUCUAUCUAUUAAGGUUGCAUUAUUUCUAAACGUUUGAAAUAUUAAUAUCCAUCACAUACGGAAUGUGGCAACAGUGCAGAUGAUAUUUUGUUGCUUUGUAAUAGUAGGAGUUGGGACUAUCUUGUUUUAGGUAAAACAAAUAAUAUCCUCGCUAGAGAAAUUUUAUGAUAUACAUCUCAUUUUAGAGUGACUAUAUUGUUGGUACAACAAAUAAUAUUUUCGCUAGAGAAAUUUUAUGAUACACACCUCGUUUUGGAGUGUGAUUCAUAUGUUA